Molecule: messenger RNA, 267 nt
Organism: Dibothriocephalus latus
Lineage: Eukaryota; Metazoa; Platyhelminthes; Cestoda; Diphyllobothriidea; Diphyllobothriidae
Source: the annotation of a GenBank genome assembly
CAGUUGGCUGAGGAGUUCGCUCUGCUUCCAGUACGACACGGCGAGGAUGAGACCAACACCAUACUAGCCAGAGAAAUGCCGCUGCCAGUGAAAGGCGCUCCAGAAUCGCCGCAUACGAAGGCACACAUCCUUCUGCAAGCCUACCUCUCCCGACGGACUCUGGAGCUGCCGGUCUCCGACUAUGUGACUGACACCAAGUCGGUGCUGGAUCAGGCACCGCGAGUCCUGCAGGUAAAAUCCCUCCCUCCCCUCUUUUAUAUUCUCUAA